AUGGAGCCAACGCUGGCAUCGCUCGAGCUGGUGGUCAGCAACCUCUCGGCUUGGUAUCCUGGCAUAGAUGAGGCGGUUGGACAGCUGUGUGCAGAUCUCGGGGAGAUAUGUGUGCAACUAGAGAAGAUUGCGCUCGACACUAUAGGAGCGGGCAAGGCAGUCAAUCCAUCAGCCGACGGCGGACGCAUCGUUCCUCAACACAGGAAUAUUGAUGAGUGUGAGACUCCUGGUAUUUGUAAAGGGCUUUGUCAUAAUACUAUUGGAAGCCACAAUUGCACCGCAUGUCCUAGAAAAACGGAAUAUGAUUUCCUAGCAAUGAAGUGCACUUCAACAAAGAGGCAGAGUCUUUUACUUGGUAUUGUCAUUGGGCUAAGCGUUGGUUUUGGCAUUCUACUUCUCAUCAUACUUGCAAUAUUUAUUAUCCGAAGGUGGAAAUUAGAUAUCGAACAGCAAUUGCGAAGAAAGUAUUUCAAAAAGAACCAGGGUCUUCUUCUAGAACAAUUGAUUUCUUCCGAUGAAAAUGCGAGUGACAAAACAAAGAUUUUCUCCUUGUCAGAGCUACAAAAGGCAACAAAUAACUUUGACCACACACGUAUCGUUGGUCGUGGAGGGCAUGGCAUGGUAUACAAAGGCAUCCUAUCGGACCAACGAGUAGUGGCCAUUAAAAAGUCUAAAGUCACUGCACAAAUUGAGAUUAGUCAGUUCAUCAACGAGGUUGCUAUCCUCUCACAGAUAAACCACCGAAAUAUUGUGAAGCUCUUUGGAUGUUGCCUUGAGAGUGAGGUUCCACUACUUGUGUAUGACUUCAUACCUAAUGGUUCAUUAUUUGGUGUUCUUCAUAAUCCAAACAACAACUCUUCCUUGUCGUGGGAUGAUUGCUUAAGAAUUGCUAUAGAAGCAGCUGGAGCCCUUUCUUACCUUCAUUCAGCUGCUUCUGUAUCAAUCUUUCAUCGUGAUGUGAAGUCGACAAAUAUACUCCUGGAUGGGAAUUAUACAGCAAAGGUGUCAGACUUUGGUGCUUCGAGGUUGGUUCCUAUUGACCAGACCCAUGUUAUGACGAAUAUACAAGGUACAUUUGGGUACUUAGAUCCAGAAUAUUAUCACACUGGCCUUUUAAAUGAGAAGAGUGAUGUGUACAGUUUUGGUACGGUACUUGUGGAGUUGCUCCUUCGAAAGGAGCCUAUUUUUACCACUGACUCCGGGCUAAAGCAAAACUUAUCCAAUUACUUCCUUUGGGAGAUAAGGGAGAAACCACUUGCUGAAAUUGUAGUUGCUCAAGUUCUCGAGGAAGCAACCGAGGAAGAUAUUAGUGGUGUAGCCGGUGUUGCGGAGAUCUGUUUGCGUCUUCGAGGUGAAGAAAGACCUACUAUGAAAGAAGUCGAGAUGAAAUUGCAGCAUGUGCGAUUGGAGAGGUUGAGAAUGUGCGAGCUUGCUGCAAAAGACCAAGACAUUCAACCUAUGCUGACAGUACAAAGCCAAGUUCGUCAUCAGUCUUUAGCUACUGCAGCUGGGAAGGUGGGAAGCUCAAAUUCAUCUUCCGAGAGAAGCCAAAAUUGUUAUAGCUUGGAGCAAGAAUUUAUGUCAUCAGCGACUCUACCACGCUAG
Messenger RNA from Triticum dicoccoides, 1605 nucleotides. Its product is annotated as putative wall-associated receptor kinase-like 16. The transcript has 3 exons. NCBI's taxonomy places the organism in Eukaryota, Viridiplantae, Streptophyta, Magnoliopsida, Poales, Poaceae. Bases 1 to 1605 code for a protein of 534 amino acids. Gene Ontology annotation, cellular component: plasma membrane. Gene Ontology annotation, molecular function: protein serine/threonine kinase activity; calcium ion binding; ATP binding. Gene Ontology annotation, biological process: cell surface receptor signaling pathway; protein phosphorylation. The record is from RefSeq and is a predicted model, not a curated record.